Molecule: messenger RNA, 504 nt
Organism: Rhincodon typus (whale shark)
Lineage: Eukaryota; Metazoa; Chordata; Chondrichthyes; Orectolobiformes; Rhincodontidae
Product: zinc finger protein 664-like
Exons: 1
Coding region: 1-504 (167 amino acids)
Source: RefSeq, a predicted model, not a curated record
AUGGAGAAACUUUGGAAAUGUAUGGAUUGUGGGAAAGAAUUCAAAUGUCCAUCUGAUUUGGAAAUUCAUCGAUGCAAUCACACCGGGGAGAGGCCAUUCACUUGUUCUGAAUCUGGAAACGGAUUCACUUGGUCAUCACACCCGCUGUCACAUCAACGUGUUCACACAGACAAGAGACCUUUUAAAUGUUCAAACUACAGGAAGUUCUAUAAAAGUUCCAGGAAACUGAUGCUUCAUCAAUACAUUCACUCUGAUGACCUCACUUUCCACCAACGAGUUCACACUGAGGAGAGGCCAGUCUCCUGUCCUAAGUGUGGGAAGAGAUUUACCACAUCAUCCAGGCUUUGGAUGCACUGGCGACUUCAUUCUGCAAAGAAACAAUUCACCUGCCCUGAUUGUGAAAAGGGAUUCACUAACACAUCUGAGCUGCUAAUACACCAGCGAGUUCACAACAGGGAGAGACCAUUCCCUUGCCCCGAAUGUAGGAAAGGAUUUGCUCAGUAA